Messenger RNA from Emys orbicularis (European pond turtle), 774 nucleotides. It is a transcript of the gene C1QTNF8, whose product is annotated as C1q and TNF related 8. The record is from RefSeq and is a predicted model, not a curated record. The coding region runs from base 1 to 774 and encodes 257 amino acids. Lineage: Eukaryota; Metazoa; Chordata; Testudines; Emydidae. Gene Ontology annotation, molecular function: protein binding. The transcript is spliced from 2 exons.
AUGAGUUCUGUGCUUCUGAUGCUCUUGGUAUCCACUGUGAAUGCCGGCACCUUACUAGAAAAGGGCUCGCUGAGACGGGAAGCCCGGCGGCUUUCAUGCGUGCGAUGUUGUGGGCCUUCAGAAGAGCCAGUCUCCGUCGCCUCUUCACGAUCCACUAGGAUGAGCUAUGACCCCGCCUAUUCAGUGCCCAAAGUCCAGCCCACAAUAGAUAUCACCAUCCUGAAAGGUGAAAAAGGUGACGUGGGAGAGAAAGGGAUCACCGGCGGGGCUGGAAAGGCUGGAGAACAAGGGCUACGUGGUUAUAAUGGACAGAAAGGUCAGAAAGGCCAGGUUGGCCCACCAGGCCACUCCUGCAAGCUGCAUUACGCUGCCUUUUCAGUGGGCCGGAGAAAACCUCUCCAUAGCUCGGAUUAUUUCCAGCAUGUCACUUUUGAUACGGAGUUGGUGAACCUCUACAAACACUUCAGCAUGUUCGCAGGGAAAUUCUUUUGCUACGUGCCAGGGAUCUACUUCUUCAACCUUAAUGUCCACACCUGGAACUUCAAAGAGACCUACCUGCACGUAAUGAAGAACAACAAGGAAGUCGCCAUCCUCUAUGCCCAGCCCAGCGAUCGGAGCAUCAUGCAAAGCCAGAGUCUCCUGCUCGAGCUGCAGGAAGGGGAUGAGGUCUGGGUGAGAAUGUUUAAACGAGAGAGGGAAAAUGGCAUCUAUAGUGAGGAGUCUGAUAUUUACAUCACCUUCAAUGGCCAUUUAAUUAAACCAGCCAUAGAGUAG